CCUGCACAAUCACUAACAUUGACGACCCAAUUGUUUUGACCUCACCAAUUAAAAAGUGUAAGGUAUGUAAACGAUGAGCCAGCGUGCAGCGCCAGCGGCUGGUGUUUGAGCGGGCGCCCGUGACGUCACGAUCGGAAGCGCCCGGGGCCGCGACCGGCCGGCCGGUAGUCCUGCGCCGCUUAUUGCUUGCCCGCCGCGCGAAUUGAAGCGCGUGUCCGCUCCUCGACCCGAUCGGGCCAUGUCCUGCCUUUCGAACGUGACUAAUCCCUAAAGUGCAAUAAGUUUGGUGCGACAUUAUGAAUUUUUUUUUGAUAGUGGGCUUUAUUCCGUGUUUAAUAGGAUUAAGUGUGCAAGAAGACUCGGAACCAGUGGUAGCAGUGGCUGGACACAGCGCGGAGUUACCGUGUAACGUGACCGCAAAACACCGGGACGACGGGCUACUUGUUGUCGCCUGGUACCGCGACGGAUCCAACACUGCUUUCACAAGUUAUGACAGACGAGGGAAAAGCAAGCGCUUGGCAGCGGAGGCCGAGCGCUACCAGAUGAUAGUGGCAGAGGAUGAGCACCUGUUGGUGAUCCCAGACGUGUCGCCCGCCGACGCCGGCGCCUACCAGUGCUCCGUGGAAUUCGCGCGCAGCCCGUCCACCACCACUGAUGUACUACUCCAUGUUAUCGAGCCUCCUCAGCGGAUGUGGGUGGGGCUGCAGAAGAAUGGUUCGAAGAUCGCAUCAGCAGCCGCGGGCGCCAAUAUCAGCGGAAACAUCGGUCCUUAUUAUAUCGGCGACUCACUCGAACUUUUUUGCGUAGCUUUCGGAGGUAACCCACAGGCAUCGGUCUCGUGGUGGUCAGGCAAGCGUCUCCUCCAGAACAAGACGGUGGAGCUGUCGCCGCAGCGCGUACGCAGCGACGUGUCGUACGCGCCACUGCGGCGCGAGGACCAUGGCCUGGUGCUUACGUGUCUGGCCAACAACAAUGACGUCACGCCGCCGCUGGCUAUUGACAUUGUCAUCGAUAUGCAUCUUCCGCCGGAGCUGAUAGCCGUGCGGGCUCUUGGGGCAAACGACAGCCGCGUGCACUCCGAGGACACAUCAGUAGUGUUGCAGUGCCGGGUGCUGGGCGCGCGGCCCACGCCGACCGUCAUAUGGCAGGCCAGGGGUGCUACACUCAUCAACCCCACGCAGGAUAUCACUGAGGAGCCGUCGCAGCGGCUACUAAUCAGCGAGCUCGAGCUGAGCAUAGACCACACAUGGGACGAGGCGCGCGUCACGUGCUGCGUGCCCGCAUACAACACCGACGCGGAGCUCGUCUGCGCGCCGCCGCUCCCGCUCUCUGUGUUCUAUCCACCAGUACUAAAUAUAACUGUGGAAUACGGCGGGCAACUGGACGCUAAAAAUUGCACACUGCCCGUGCUCAAGGGGUCCAACGUUACACUAAACUGCACGAGCCAAGCCAAUCCGGCAGUCCACCAGCUCACAUGGUUUCACCAGGAUGAUAUCAUAUCUAACUACACAGAUAACAACGAAGGCAGUUUUCACCCGGUGCUGAAUCUAUGCGAGGUGACUGAGAAAGACGGAGGCGCGUACGUGUGCGGCGCCAUCAACGCCGAGGGGUCCUCUUACAGCGAGCCAGUUUUUAUAGACCUUAUUUAUCCAGCAUUUUGCGAAGAGGAGACCGUGGCCGAAUACGGUCUGGGAGUGGACGAGUCCAUCAACAUAACGUGCGACGUCAAGUCAAACCCGCGCCCGUUCCAGUACGGCUGGGCCGUUGUGAAUGGACAAGCUAAAGCCGAUGAUUUCGAGAACAAAAUCCCUCUGAAUGUUGUAAUAACGGAUAACAACACUUAUUUGUAUACACGGCCUAAUGACACCGCGUUCAGUUCGAUAUUCUGCUGGGGAAUAAACGAGGUGCCUGAGAACGACUUGCCCAAAACGCCUUGCAGCUUUCUCAUAACGGACCAGACGGCGCCGCGGCCUCCCCUGAACUGCGUCGCUGUCAAACACGACCGUGACGUCACCGUCACUUGUGACAAGGGGCACGACGGCGGUUUGCCGCAGAAGUUCACAAUCGUCGCAAAAUCUACAGACACAGACGAAGUUCUAGAAACGAUAACGAAGUUAGAACCUAAGUUCCUGAUACAAGACUUAACAGAAGAGAAUUUCAAAUUCGAAAUAGUGGCGUCGAACGAUAAAGGAGACAGCCAAUUAGUCGAAAUUGACAAAGACAGCAUUAUCGAUGAAUUAGCAGGCGAGGAGCCCGUGCAGAACACGGUGGCCAACAUCACGGUGUUGUCGCUGGCACUGUUCGGCGGCGUGUUGCUGGUGGCGCUGGCGGCGUGCGCGCUGGUGCUGUGCGCGCACGAGCGCGGCUCGCGGCCCACCGCGCCGCGCGAUCACAACCCGCCCUUAUGCGCAUACAACACUGACGAAACCAUUUGUAACGACAGCGACGAUAGCGAAUGCAACGUCAGGCGGACAGAAUCAUUCCGCCGGGCCAUGGCGAGGUACCCCUCCAAGAACUUGGACGUGCGGCGAACGAGCUCCUUCCAUUCGGCCAGAUAUCUACACGACUUCGCCGAACAAGAUAUUGGCCACAAACACAACGACGUACUGAGACACAGUCCCAGUUGUAGAGUCCAUUCCAUGCAAAACAUAAACAGGAGAAGGGACAUGGACAAUCUGUGUGACCAUUUAGUCACCCAGUUACCUCCCGCGACCAGCACAUUCCACACGAUGCCAAAGAAGAUGCGGAAUAAACUGUCCAAAGAAAUUAGCGACGAAGCGUCUGUGAUUACGCAAACGUCGGACGGCUUUUCACUGCCGCCUCCGCCCGACGAAUUCGGGACUUAUCGGUCCGGCACGAAGAUCAAAGACAUGCCUAAGGGUCCGACGUACACAACAAUCGUUAGGAAGAACUCUAGUAAGAAGGAGAGUCAGCGGCAACCGCAGUACGGGAACAUAUCGUCGAUGAACACUGUGGGGAUCCCGACGGUCAGCGGUCAGCCCGGCGUGUACACGUACCCUGAUGAUGACGGUCGUCAGGUAUUGCUGCGAACGCCUGGCGUGCUAACAACUUUCCAAACAUUUCCUAGACCUAAGGAAUCGGGACUAUGAGA
Cydia amplana is the source of this 3112-nucleotide messenger RNA. RefSeq lists its product as uncharacterized. The coding region runs from base 297 to 3110 and encodes 937 amino acids. The transcript is spliced from 16 exons. Lineage: Eukaryota; Metazoa; Arthropoda; Insecta; Lepidoptera; Tortricidae. The record is from RefSeq and is a predicted model, not a curated record.